Messenger RNA from Amborella trichopoda, 2191 nucleotides. Its product is annotated as las1-like family protein. Gene Ontology annotation, molecular function: endonuclease activity. NCBI's taxonomy places the organism in Eukaryota, Viridiplantae, Streptophyta, Magnoliopsida, Amborellales, Amborellaceae. Gene Ontology annotation, cellular component: Las1 complex; preribosome, large subunit precursor. Gene Ontology annotation, biological process: maturation of 5.8S rRNA; maturation of LSU-rRNA. The record is from RefSeq and is a predicted model, not a curated record.
UUAAGUAAAGCGGCGGACCAUCGGGACCCUACUAUUGCUCCACCGAGGUUUAACCCCAAGCUCAACCUACCAUUGCUGCUCGGCCCACAGAGACGCAGCUCUGCAACUUCUCUCCUCCUCGCCCGAAGCUCACUCUCUUCUCAUUGCUCUCGCCAUUCAGAAACCCUAGCAGAGAGAGUUUCAAUGGAGGAAGACCCAAUAAUCACAAUAUUAGAAGAAGAGAAGGACCUCUCCUAUGGUUACAAGCUUGUUCCAUGGCAGAGUUGGGAUCAAUGGAACUUUGUGAGAGAAAAACUUCUCUCUUCGUCUCCGGCCUCAGUCUCCAGUGCUCUAGAAAAGAUAGUGGGUUGGAGAAGCAGAGGCUGCCUUCCAAUCUCAGUUUCAAUCACUGCAGCUAUUGUGGAAAUUCAACAAAGGGAUCCCUUCUUCAGUGUUUGCAGUCAUGACAACGAGCUGGACUCAGAAGAAAUUCUUGCCAUGGCUUACUCAAUGGCGAUUAUGAGGCUUGUAAAUGGUUUUGUUGAGCAGUCGCAUAAGAAAAUGAGAGUUUCUAUUGCUGAUGCAGCUGAGGCAAUUGGCCUUCCUCGCUUGUUGAUUGACAUUCGUCAUGAGUGUGCCCAUCGUGAACUUCCUUCACUUCAAUUGCUUCGACAUGCAAGUGUGAAGGCACUUGAUUGGUUGAAGUCGUAUUAUUGGGAGCCUCAAAAGAAUGCAGUACCUGAUGUUCAUAGGGAAAUCAGAGCUAGGCUACUUAAGAUGGCUUUGUGUGUAAAAUACAAGCAAGAACUGUCCUCUAAAAGUGUAAAGCAGCACGAACCACAUUGGGUGCCAAACAAAUUUAUUUCUCAUCUUGCCAGUAAAAUUCAGCCAUGCAAAUCGACAGGUCUUACUAAAAGAAUGUCACGAAUCUCAAUGAGCCUGGUUCGGCUUCAUUCAGCUUACCCCUUGGAGGUUGUCACAGUUUUGUUGGAUGAGUUUCUGAUGAAGACUUCUGAAUUCUCCGAUGAAGGCGAAGAAAAAAGCGGUCAAGGUCAUGUGAGAACCCCCUUUUUGACUGCUAGGUAUUGGAAGGAGGUCAUGCUCAUAAUAUCUAGAAAGAAACCUCAGAUUCUAGUUACAAUACUUGGGGCAGUCUUUGAGAAGAUCAUCACAUUGGAAACCAUUGCAUCCAAGAAUGGUGAACCGAUUUUAUUGCAUUACCCAGAUGAGACUUUCAAUCAAAUCAGACAUCUCGCUUCAUUGUCUUCUUGGCUUCUCAAGAAUAUAGAGAAAUUGCGUCGCCCAGAAAAAUCUACAGCUAAAACUAAAGGUUUAUCAUCACAAUCAGGCUACAUUCCAAAAGAAACCCUAAAAGCGCUUCUGGGCACUGGCCUUCAGAGCUUGGCCAUGGGAGAUGCUCUUUCCGAAUCAGCAUUGAUUCUUUCUCAGAUGUUGGGGAAUGACUCACUCAUUGAUAAAGUUCAGAAGCUUUCAAACUUACACCUGCCGAACCCUUUUGAGAGCUCAUGCCCCAGCCAAACUUUCCAACCGGAAGUAGCAUCACUUAAUGAAGCAGUGAGAAAGUUAGAGUUGCUUAAACAGCAGAGAAGUGUGCUUCUAAACUCAAAAAUUACAAGGAGCAAUAGAAUGGAUAGUGAUAGAACAGCAUGGUCCAUCGUAAAGUCUUGGAAUAAAUGUCCAAUUGGUAUGUUGCCAUGCCAGUUCAGCUCUUCAGGGAUCAUGCCUGUUCUAGAAAGAGAAUCUGACAUUUUGGAGAAUAAUCAAAUAAUGAGAAACAGAGGCCAGUCUGAAUUGAGCUUUGCUAAUAAAUAUGGAGCAACAGAUGCAGAGGUUGCUGAAAGAGGCUGUAAGAGAUGUUUAAGUGGUGAGCCUGAUUUGUCGCAGGCAUCAGGUGUUAAAAAAAUGAGGAAAGAGAGGGAGGAACUGCCUCAAGAGGAUAGGGUGAUGGUGGAGGGGGAGGAAAUGCUUGAUGAAGAAAGAGAAGUAGGCCAUUUUGAAGGUCGAUUACUUGUAGGCGGCAUUCAUAAGCUGGUUGAGCCAGAUGAAUUGACUGCUGUUCAAUCUGCUGUGAGGAUAUUCAACCGUGUUUCAUAAUUUGUUAACUUAAUUUAAUCGAGGUUUGUAGGCUAAUCGUCCUCCCAUCAGAACACGGUAAUUUAUUAAUUUAAUUUAAUCGAGGUUUGUAGGCUAA